AUGGCCAUCAGCUGGAACCCAAAGCCUUCCCUUAUGAUCUUCGUCUUCUUCCUCCUGUUACACAAAAUCAACUCAGAAUCACUGUCCUUCAACUUCAAUGAUUUCGAGCCUGAGGCCAAGCUAUUACCCAUUGCCUUAGAAGGCGAUGCCAUUUCAUAUGGCGGCGCUAUCCUACUCACAAAGAGAGAUACCGAACCUGGAGGGAGAAACGUCACGAUGCGCCAACACAGCGUUGGACGAGCAGUCUACCUGACACCAAUCCACCUUUGGAACAGUGACACCGGUAAAGUCGCAGACUUCACCACAGAAUUCUCCUUCGUGGUGGCUUCAAAUGGCUCUUUCCUUCACGGCGACGGCUUGGCUUUCUUCUUAGCGCCGGUCGGAACCGCCCUUAGCAUCCCUGCAAAUUCAUCAGGUGGCUAUCUGGGAUUGUUCGGCCCCGAAAUAGCCUUCAGUACCUCCCAGAAUCAGAUCGUGGCCGUCGAACUAGACGGCUUCGGGAACGAGUGGGACCCCAUUCCAGAACCUCCAGCUGCUCAUGUAGGAAUCGAUGUUAAUUCUCUUAGGUCUGUGAAAACUGCUGAUUGGCCGAUCAACCUCGGUCCACGAGGUUCUAUUGGGAAGGCUCGUAUAUCAUACGAAUCUAAGACUACUACCUUAAAUGUGUUGAUUGGUUAUACUGAUUCUCAACCCAAUAGGUAUGUAUCUCUGUCGCAAACCAUUGACUUGAAGACUGUGCUGCCGGAAUGGAUUAGAAUUGGAUUCUCGGCGGCCACUGGGGAUCAGGUUGAGGCCCAUGACAUUGUUUCGUGGUCUUUCAGUUCGUUUCUUCCGGAUGAUGACGAGUGA
This is a messenger RNA of Neltuma alba, 849 nucleotides long. RefSeq names its product agglutinin-2-like. The record is from RefSeq and is a predicted model, not a curated record. Gene Ontology annotation, molecular function: carbohydrate binding. The coding region runs from base 1 to 849 and encodes 282 amino acids. The transcript has a single exon. NCBI's taxonomy places the organism in Eukaryota, Viridiplantae, Streptophyta, Magnoliopsida, Fabales, Fabaceae.